Molecule: messenger RNA, 942 nt
Organism: Penicillium antarcticum
Lineage: Eukaryota; Fungi; Ascomycota; Eurotiomycetes; Eurotiales; Aspergillaceae
Exons: 1
Coding region: 1-942 (313 amino acids)
Source: RefSeq, a predicted model, not a curated record
AUGCGCUACUCUAUGAUCCACGGCCUUCUUCUUUUGGCUGUCUCCCCUCUGGCAGCUCUCGCCCUCCCAGUGGACCCUAACGACCAAGCUGGUCAGUGGGAUCCCAGUGGACAGUACCGCAAGGGUCACUAUGACCAGAGCGGUCAGUUCAUCCCCAACAACGGCGAUAACCGCUACAACAACAACGGUCAAGUCAACCAGAACGGCUACGUUGACCGCAAUGGCCAGUGGCGCGACAACAACCAGAACAACCAGGGUGGCUGGACUGAUGCCAAUGGUCACUGGCACGCAAACAACAACCAAAACCAAAAUGGUUGGACAGACUCCAACGGUCAAUGGCACGCCAACAACCAGAACAACCAGGGCGGUUGGACCGACGCCAACGGCCAGUGGCACGCAAACCAGAAGCGCGACAUCAUCCCCGGACAGAUUACUCCCUUUGGCGCUGAGGCUGGCCGUCUGAACCACCCUGGACUUGAGACCAAGGUUAGCCCCAUGGGUGAUUUGACUACUCAUACUCCACACCGUCGCAGCUGGCGCCAGGAUGGUGAGAACUACAACAACGGUGACUACAACAACGAUUAUCACUACCGCAACGGCGACUACAACCGCAAUAAUGACUACAACCGCAACAACGACUACAAUCGCAACGACGACUACAACCGCGAUGAUGACUACUGGUACCGCGAGAACUGGGACCGUGCCUCGCGCGUCGCUUCCCACUUGCUCACUCCUACCCCCAUCUUCCCCCGUGACAUUCCCAGUGCUGCCAACAACUGGAAUUCCGUGGGCGGCGCCCAGAUCACACCUAGCGCCCAGAACAACCGCUACCAGAGCUAUGGCAACUACAAGAACUAUGGUUCCUACCAGAACUACCCUGCCAACCCCCAGGACCAGAACCAGGACAAGGCCAUCAAGGCCAUCACUGGUCAGCAGGAGUGA